CAGAAACACGGAAGUAGAAUGUAAACCGGUGUGUGGAGGAGAAAAGAGGGAGGGCCAUGUACACACAUAUGUGACUGACAAAACUCACAAACUCAUAAUGGAGUAGAAAGGUGUUAGACGGGGAAAGAGCAAAGCAGAGCUCCGUGUGACCUGACCACGAUUGUGUAGAUCUCCAUUUCCUGAUUUCCUUCUUCUAAACUGCCAAAAUGUCACUGCUGACUCACGUGCUGGCAUGCUUGUUUGGCAUGGGCUCAUGGGUGGCCAUCAACGGAAUGUGGGUAGAGCUCCCACUGAUUGUACCAGAGAUCCCAGAGGGUUGGUACCUUCCAUCCUACCUCACAGUCCUCAUCCAGAUGGCCAAUGUAGGACCCCUGUUCAUCACCCUUAUGCACCGCUUUCGUCCAGGUAUGCUGGAUGAACGACCCGUUGUCUACUGCAUUGUGGUGUUGGGGAUCAUUGCAACAUUCCUUUUGGCUUUUUUCUGGAAGCAUACAGUGACAAUAGGGGGCGCCCCGCACAGUGUGCCCCUGUUGAUAUUAUGUUUCCUGUUGUCGGUCGUGGACUGUACCUCCUCUGUCACCUUCCUGCCUUUCAUGAUGCGCCUAAGCCCCCAGUACCUCACUACCUACUUUGCAGGGGAAGGCCUCAGUGGUCUGGUCCCUGCACUGGUGGCUCUAAUUCAGGGCGUUGGUGUCGUCCAUUGUCAGAAUGCCACUUUGACAGACUCAUUUAACCAAACUGUUGGUAGUGGAGAGCUGGAAGCGAUUUACCAACCAGCAACAUUUUCUGCUCAGGUCUUCUUCGUGUUUCUAAGCGUUAUGAUGGUUGUUUGCCUGAUUGCCUUCACCCUACUCAAUCAUCACCCUGCUGUGGCUCGAGAGAAGAGGAACGACAUGUAUUUCAGUGAAGAAUCGGCGCCUGGGAAGAGAGAGCAAGGGUUCUCUUUGCACGCUCAAACACCAGAGCAAAAGCCAAUGAUCAAUCCCUUAGAGUCUUCAAAGAGAGAACCCCGCAGCUCCUUUGGCAGGGGCACAUACAGCAACUUUGAGGUGGUGUUUAUCUUUGCUGUGCUGGCGUGGGUGAAUGCUCUGACCAACGCAGUGCUGCCAUCAGUGCAGUCUUACUCCUGUCUGCCUUAUGGGAACCAGGCCUAUCAUCUGGCUGCUACCAUGGCCGCUGUCUCCAACCCAGUGGCCUGUUUCAUUGCCAUGUUCAUGCCCAUCAGGUCACUCGCCUUCAUGUGUUUUCUGACUGUGUUUGGGACUGGAUUCGGAGCCUACAUCAUGGCCAUGGCUGCUUUAAGUCCUUGUCCUUUGCUGGUCCACAGUGCUUCUGGAACUGUUGUUAUAGUGCUGGCUUGGAUCCUGUUUGUUCUUUGUCUGUCCUAUGUGAAGGUCAUCAUUGGGGUGAUUCUCCGGGAUGAGGGCCAUAGCGCCCUCGUGUGGUGUGGAGCAGUAGUCCAACUGGGUUCCAUGGUUGGUGCCCUGUCCAUGUUCCCACUGGUCAGCGUCUAUGGACUUUUCAAGUCAGGUGACGCUUGCAACACAGAGUGUCCCAUGUAAAGAAGAAGUACGUUAAAACACUGCUGUACAAACCAGAAAUCUAAGUUGCACCUAUACCAUGCCAUGCCGCCACCAUGUUAGUAGGCGUGAACUCAUCAAAGUCUUUAGCCUCACAUAUUUGGAAGAGAGAUGAGUCGCCUUGAUGUUUCAAACGACUUGUUAAUCAGGUAAAUAAGCACAUUACCCAUAACCCACACAUCAACGUUCUUUUUUUAUGUUAACCAUUUAAUAUAAUAGCUCACCUAUUAUAUAAAAUGGUUAACAUACAGUGACUGUAUUACAUUUUGAGUGUGUACUACUAUGAUGUACUUCUAGGCUCUUUGUGUUAAUGUUUUAUAUACUUUUUGCUGAAAAUGAUUUGCUUUGUAAAUGUUACUUGAGUGAAGGUACUGUUAAAAUAAAUCUUAAAAACAAAAUAAUGAUGUUCUUUUUCUUUUUUUUUUUUGGAUAUACUUAACUACUUAACGAUUUCUUAUACGCCGAUUGUGG
Molecule: messenger RNA, 2051 nt
Organism: Dunckerocampus dactyliophorus (ringed pipefish)
Lineage: Eukaryota; Metazoa; Chordata; Actinopteri; Syngnathiformes; Syngnathidae
Gene: slc52a3-2b
Product: solute carrier family 52, riboflavin transporter, member 3-B
Exons: 4
Coding region: 207-1562 (451 amino acids)
Biological process (GO): riboflavin transport
Cellular component (GO): plasma membrane
Molecular function (GO): riboflavin transmembrane transporter activity
Source: RefSeq, a predicted model, not a curated record